AUGGAUCAGACUGCCCAGCCCAAAAGUGGCACUGAGUCCGAACUGCGAGAAGACGUUCCGAAUGAAAAUCCAGAAACGUACUGCAGGCUCUGCUUUUCAGAAACGAACGUCCAUCCCCUGUUUCCGCAGAAUGGAAGUCUCAUACGGGAGAUGACGGAGAAGAUAAGGAAUUGCGCCAGCAUACAUAUCAGCGUACGGGACGACUACCCAGCCGGGAUUUGCUUUUCGUGCCUAUCCAUUUUGGAUGAGAUCAAUCAAUUCCAGCAGAGAAGUAAACACUGUGACGAAAUCAUUCGCACGAAGCGUGGACUGCUAGAGCAGAUUACCGUCAAGGUGGAGAUGACGGAAGAGGACGGAGUGCAAUUUGUGCCACCGGGCGGAGGAUGUGGACACUUGGCUGCAAACGAAGAUUACGUGAAUGACGAUUGUCUUACCGAAAGUAGUAUUAUUGCUGAAGCUAUCACGAGCUUGAACGGAAUCGGCGAACUGAUGGGUGCGUUUCACAGUAGCACCAUUCCAGUGGCUGGCACGCUUCACGUAAAGGCGGAAGGUGUAGCUACAGGUGGUGGUAAUAAAGACCAUCGAUGCAUGGUUUGUAGCAAAGUGUUUCCUGAUCGAGAGGCAUGGAUGGUCCAUUUGGGUGAUCAUGUUGAAGAACGGCCGUAUCAGUGCAUGGAAUGUUUAGCACAGUUUCGUGAGAAGCGCUCAUUAGCGAGGCACAUGAAAGCGGUGCACGAAGAGGUCCGCGAUCGUCAGUGUCCUUACUGUCCGAAAUCCUUUAAAUACAGUCACCAUCUAAGGUAUCACAUACGUACGCACACGGGAGAAAAACCUUAUAUGUGCGAAAUCUGUAGUGAUUGCUUCUCACAGCACAUACAGUGGAAACGGCACAUGGCAAAACAUCAACAGGUACACAAACCUCCACCGCCGGUUGCGGCGCCCCGUGCUCCAGCAGUUCCAGUAGAAGAACCAAAAAUCAUCAAGUGCGAGUUUUGCCCGCGAGUGUUUUCGCGCCUACAGGAUUAUCGCCGACACCAACCCAGUCAUAAUGCGCACAAUCUUAACUUAAGCUCUUUGCAGCACCACGCGCAACUCCAUCACCUUCAACAGCAACAACAUCAGCCGCAACACCAGCAACAAAGUUUGCAACACAACCACAUUCACCAGCAAGAGCAACUUAUACAGAAUGUACAACAGGAGGCUUCACAGCACGCUCAUCAACUAGCGCAACACCAAUCACUUGUUCAUCGGGACUAGCAGCAGAAUAAAAGACAGCAUUGGCUGUGUCACGAUUGCCAUGAACCACCGCUCCAAGUAACACUGCGUGAGAGGAUGAUAAAAUUAAUUACUGUGCGUAGGUAGUCAUGUUUGUGUUGCUUUGCCGAACGGUUCUUACCCUGGAGGAAAGGAUAGUAAAUUCACCCUUAAAUCAAAACAGAUGUUCUAAAGAGGUAUGCUCUGGAAGCACUGAUUAAGUCUUUGAAUAAUAUGACAUUUGAAUAAAUCUUUUAAGGCACACUUUUAAGUUAAAAGUGCAUUAUAAAC
This is a messenger RNA of Anopheles cruzii, 1545 nucleotides long. Its product is annotated as zinc finger protein 90 homolog. Gene Ontology annotation, molecular function: zinc ion binding; DNA-binding transcription factor activity; RNA polymerase II cis-regulatory region sequence-specific DNA binding. The coding region runs from base 1 to 1257 and encodes 418 amino acids. Gene Ontology annotation, cellular component: nucleus. The record is from RefSeq and is a predicted model, not a curated record. Gene Ontology annotation, biological process: regulation of transcription by RNA polymerase II. Lineage: Eukaryota; Metazoa; Arthropoda; Insecta; Diptera; Culicidae. The transcript is spliced from 2 exons.